Molecule: messenger RNA, 4700 nt
Organism: Cydia pomonella (codling moth)
Lineage: Eukaryota; Metazoa; Arthropoda; Insecta; Lepidoptera; Tortricidae
Product: MAP kinase-activated protein kinase 2-like
Exons: 8
Coding region: 227-1270 (347 amino acids)
Biological process (GO): intracellular signal transduction; peptidyl-serine phosphorylation; protein autophosphorylation
Cellular component (GO): nucleus; cytoplasm
Molecular function (GO): calcium/calmodulin-dependent protein kinase activity; ATP binding; mitogen-activated protein kinase binding
Source: RefSeq, a predicted model, not a curated record
GUGGUAGUGUAGUACAGUGACGACAGCGAUUGCUCAACGAGUGUUUGUCAUCCGUACGAAUUUAGAUAAAAAUUUACAACUGAAUAAUUGUUCAUUGAACACACGCGAGUGUAGUGAGUAAGUGGAAGAUUAAAUACGGUGUCAGUGACGAAUCUUCUGUUAUAAGUGAACAAGCACAUGUGUGUAGCAGAAAAAAUUGUUUAGAAACAGUACGCGAACUAUAAACAUGAAUAACAGUACGAGGCAACCGAAAACUACGCCUAUUACAGAUGAUUACGAUAUAUCAAAUACCGUACUCGGUCUAGGCAUCAAUGGAAAGGUGGUAGAAUGCAGAGAAAAGCGCACAGGCGUAAAGCGAGCGUUGAAGGUGCUCCACGACAACGUGAAAGCCAGAAGAGAAGUGGAACUUCACUGGCGAGCCAGCGGGUGCAUACACAUCGUUGAGAUAAUCGACGUAUACGACAACACAUACAGCGGCAAGCGAUGCUUACUCGUAGUCAUGGAAUGUAUGGACGGCGGCGAACUCUUCCAACGCAUACAGGACAAUAGAGACGGAGCAUUCACUGAACGACAGGCCGCUGAGAUAAUGCAUUCAAUAUGCGUCGCCGUCCGCCACCUGCACGAGUCAAACAUAGCCCACCGCGACAUCAAACCCGAGAACCUAUUAUACACUUCAGCGGAACCCAACGCCAUCUUAAAAUUAACUGACUUCGGGUUCGCGAAGGAGACUCUCACACCGGCGGACACGCUGCAGACACCCUGUUACACACCUUAUUAUGUCGCACCUGAGGUCCUAGGGCCUGAAAAAUACGACAAAUCAUGCGACAUCUGGUCAUUAGGCGUGGUGAUGUACAUCCUACUCUGCGGCUUUCCCCCCUUCUACUCCAAUCACGGGCUCGCCAUAUCGCCCGGCAUGAAAAAGCGUAUCCGACUAGGCCAGUACGACUUCCCCGAGCCGGAGUGGUCCAACGUAUCGUCUGAAGCCAAGAACCUCAUCCGGGGCAUGCUUUGCGUGGAUAGUGCCAAGCGCCUCACCAUAUAUCAGGUGAUGUCCAGCCCCUGGAUCCGCCAAUACACCCAAGUACCCCAAACGCCUCUAUACACCAACACGUUACUCCGCGAAACUGGAGAAGCUUGGGCUGAUGUCCAGGAUGAAAUGACUCGAUCACUCGCUACCAUGCGCGUUGACUACGACCAGGUACAAAUCAAAGCACUGGAGCAGAGCAACAACUCCCUGCUGAACAAGAGACGGAACAAAGUGGGCGCCUGAGACACAGAGUACUUAGAUUCUACUAAACUAUAAUAACGGCUCACUCACAGCAGUGGCGGCGCGUCCAUACAACUCGGUUCCUACUGGCUUGCCUACCAUACACCGAUUCUACAAGUGUUUAAGGAAAGGCAAGUCGGCAUGCCUAUUGACCUCCUUAUCUUACAAGUUUUGAAGAAAAGGUAAGCUCCGGCUUGCCUAAGUAUGCUUACGCUGCCACUGAAGUACAGUAAGCAGUAGAAGUACUCGUAUUAAGUGGGUGGGUGGGUUAUUAAUUAUCUGACCAUAUAUCUAAAAAAAAAAACAUACAACCGAAUUGAUAACCUCGUCUUUUGAAAUCUUGAAGUCGGUUAAAAAAUAGGAAGGCCUAGUUUGAAUAUUUGACCAUCGGUAUACUUUUAAAAUUUUGCUUGCUAUAAUCGGAUUUACUAUAGGUUAGAAUCAUGAUUUUGGGUUUAGACAUUUUUUAAUGUGUCAUACGUAUUUUUCAGCAUUUUUAAGUCAGACUUAACCAGAUAAAUAAAUAAUAGAGACUAAUGUCUAUACAAAUCGUAUAGGAUUAAAGCCUCACUAUCUACAACAAAUUAUUACUGAGAACCAGUUAUAUACAGUCUUUAUUGUUACGGGUUUCUGGGUAAAUAAUAUAAGUGAUUAAUGUACCUGCUGGUACUUUAUAUACACAAUUAUUAAUAGGAAAAAAUAUUGCUCCUACUACGCAUAAAUAUACACCGUGUUUUUUUUUGAUUUGCGUUAAUUUCGAGGGUGCAUUCCCGAGCUUAAAUUAAGUAACUUUCUCAAAGACACCGAUAUUCUAAUUAACUCCAUUUCGGAGAUAAUUAAUCAUUAAUUUUUAUCUUAUAAGGCCGUUACGAGCGUGUACACUUGCCUUAGGGCCUGUUUACUUAUUGAUUAGUGUUUAGUGCGAGUUCAUACAUUUGCUACUAAACGUAAGUACUAUCUCGGACGAUCGACGUUCGAAAUGACAUUGAUAUGUCACAGUUUUCAAUUAAUAUGUUACAACAACGCUAUAUGCAACAUUUAGUUACUUUUUAUAAAAAAAAAAUACUAAAAAAAAAAAAAUUUUUUUUUUUUGAAAAUUAACUAUGCCAUUUAGUUUCUUUAAACGUACUUACCGAUACCCCGAAGUUAACGAAAUUCAAUAAAAACACGGUGUAUAUAAAAAUGCAGGGUGCACGUACCCCUUUUUACAGUGUAUUAAAACAUCAGUAGUUUUAGGAUUAAGUAUAAAAUGAAAAUAAUCACAAUAAGGUAGAAGUACUAGUGCUCGACGCUGCACUAGUACUCGACAUGGGCACUUUAUGCCAAAGUGUCAAGGAUUAAGUUCGAAUACAGAAAAAUCUUCGUUCUCAGAAAAAUCUGGUGGCCUAGCGGUAAGAGCUUGCGACUUGCAAUCCGGAGGUCGCGGGUUCAGACCCCGGCUCGUACCAAUGAGUUUUUCGGAACUUAUGUACGGAAUAUCAUUUGAUAUUUACCAGUCGCUUUUCGGUGAAGGAAAACAUCGUGAGGAAACCGGACUAAUCCCAAUAAGGCCUAGUUUACCCUCUGGGUUGGAAGGGCAGAUGGCAGUCGCUUUCGUAAAAAUUAGUGCCUACGCCAAAUCUUGGGAUCAAGCGGACCCCAGGCUCCCAUGAGCCGUGGCAAAAUGCCGGGACAACGCGAGGAAGAAGAGAGACAGAAAAAUCUUCGUUGUUCAAAUUUAACCUAUAUUUCCAUGAAAUAAAGUGCCCAUGUCGGUGACUAGUGCAGCGUCGAGCACUAGUACCAACUCCUACCUUACAACUUAGACGUAAAUAUAUAAUUUUUAAUGAAAGAUACUAACUUUAAUUUAAAGGAACCCGCAUUUUUCUCCAAAUGUUAGUACUUAUUUUUAUUACAUAAUUAUGAGUAAAUCAAGGCAAUUAGAGUGCCUAUUGCAUCAGGAAAAAAAGGUUAACUUAUAAAGGUGUCGAUUAUUUAUUAUUUCAAAAAUUCUAGCAACACAGUGAUAAAAUGGUCAGUAUGUGUUAUGUCUAUCUUUUAUCCAAAGCAGUGUUUCGUCUUUUGUAUAUCAAUAUUAAUAUACGUAUAGAUAAAUGGCCAUAGUAAUAAAAGCAUGUCAACUUUGCCUAAUGAAUAAUUUCGUUUUACGUUUGUAGUAAUUAAAUAAUUAAUUAGUAAAAUUUAUUCAAGCGAAUUUAGAUAUUAACAAUUUUCUAAUUAUGUGGGCAAAGUCACCCACUAGUUGAGUGGGCAAAGUUGAUGAUACGAAGUUAUAUGAUCAUUUUAUUAACCAUGGUCGUAUGCUUGGACAAAUAAAUGUAAAAUGGUUGUAAUAUAAAAGACGUGUGUAAUGUCAAUUUCUACUCUUAGGUGCUAUUGCUGAGCUUUCUAUGCUUUUUCGUAAAAACACCUAUUUUAUUGAAAUGGUAUUGUAUCUAUCUUACAAGAAUAGUAAAGUUAAAAAAAGACAAACAUCGCAUUGGCGUUUCGUAAAGCUUCAAAUAGCGUUACGGACUGGAUUUCAAAUGACUCGCAAUCGACAUAUUUUCUUUCUUUUUUGAUCAGAAAAAUUAAGCACCAAAAGAUAAGCCAUAAAUUAAGUCAAACCUCUAAAUGCCAGGGCGUUUUGCUGUUUAUACUAUUUCUAUGAAAUCGGGUGAGCGAUAUCACGCCCUCCCUUAUUGUGGGCGUUAAUUGUAAUAUGUAAAUAAUUAUAUAUACGUAUAUACUAUAUAUAUUAGCCGCUAUUUGAUAGGUUCGACUAGCAAAUGCUACCUCUAAGCAGGUACUCUGUCAAAAUCUUGCUUUUUAGGAUUAAGAAGUGUGUUAUUUUUAUGUUUGCCGUCCAAACGAGAGAUGUAGGGAAUAUUUUUUGGAAAAUGGAGCAUUAUUUUUCUAGUUUAUUAAGGAUAAACGAAAUGACAUGGAAUUAUUAUAAAACUUUCGAUUAUUCUUAUAGAUUGGGAUAUUUACUACACAUAUAUAUAUAUAAACUAGGAGACAAAUUAUGUGCUUAGAAAAGAGGGAGGUUAGUAUUUUUUACAGACUAGACUUCCUCUCGCAUAAAAAAACUAUUAAGAAAAUAGGGGCUUUGUCUCGUUAAGUAAAUUAGCAUAACUCGUAAGUCACAAACAUGAACGCUGUACAUAUGACAUCACAUUGCCAUUAUGUAUGUAGAUAUAGGUACCUAGUUUAUAGUAUAUGUAAUUUGCAUUUGUUUUUGCUGAAAUCCAAUUUUUUGUUUGAUGUAACUAAACUACUUAAUAAAGGUAUCGUUUAAUUUAUGAUAUAAAACAUCACAAAUUCAGGAAGAUGGAAAUAUUUUUUGUGUAGUUUCGAAGGAUUUUGGUAAAAACUGUAACAUUAGUUGUAACUGACUUAAUUAUUGUGAAUAAGGUGCGUGAUUAAUGGUUAUUAAAACUGUACAAUAAUA